GUGCCCCAGUCGCUGUUUCCCCGACCUUUGUCAUUGGAGCCGUCCGGGCACGACCUCGUCAAGAUGCUCCGUUUCCUUGGUUCCGUGGACCGUCCCAGGGUGCCCCUCGACGCCGUGCAGACUUUCUUGGGCCACUGCUGGCAUUGGACGGCGCAGGACUUCCACGAUAUCUUCGGGGAGAUGCUGCGUGCGGGGUCAGUGCACCUCGUGGCCGGGUUUGUCCAGCCAGGCCCAGUCCGCGGCGUCUGGCUUGAUGACCCUCUUGCGCAUUGCAUGGGGGACGCGCUUGCAGAGAAGCGCUUCGGCAAUUUAUGA
Molecule: messenger RNA, 315 nt
Organism: Prorocentrum cordatum
Lineage: Eukaryota; Dinophyceae; Prorocentrales; Prorocentraceae
Source: the annotation of a GenBank genome assembly